Salvia splendens (bonfire salvia) is the source of this 1224-nucleotide messenger RNA. Its product is annotated as activating signal cointegrator 1-like. The record is from RefSeq and is a predicted model, not a curated record. Gene Ontology annotation, cellular component: nucleus; RQC-trigger complex. Gene Ontology annotation, molecular function: zinc ion binding. Lineage: Eukaryota; Viridiplantae; Streptophyta; Magnoliopsida; Lamiales; Lamiaceae. The transcript is spliced from 5 exons. Gene Ontology annotation, biological process: rescue of stalled cytosolic ribosome; positive regulation of DNA-templated transcription. The coding region runs from base 1 to 1224 and encodes 407 amino acids.
AUGGGGGUGGAGACGUCGGGGCAGUGGUUGGAGAAGGCGUUGACGGAGCUGUGCCAGAAAAUUGAGACCGGUAUUCAAUUAGAUGGCGAAAUCAUAUCAGGUCUCGUUUCCUACUGUGAGAUGGCCCCUCCACUCGAUGCAAAGGAAUACCUUGAUAUCAUGCAUCUUUACAGGCUAUGUGCAUUAGGUGUUCCAUAUGAUGAGAUUGAGAGUAGUGGUUGGAUACUUGCAGAAAAUAUCAUUGGAGAGGAAGCUGGGAAGAGUGUAACCGAUGAGUACUUAAAACGAAGAGGUCACAAAAAUGUGUACGAUACAAGCAAAGACACUCCAACUUCCAGUUUACAUGCCUAUGUCAAACCACGUUCAGAUGAAAGUCCAUCUGUCACCUCUAAGAAAGUACAAAGAACACCAAAAGAGGUGAAGCCUUCCACAAGUCAGGACAAUCAAUCUAAAUAUGUGCCAGCGCAGUCCACAAAUGAAAAACCUGUGAAUCAAGGUAGUUCGAGAAAGAAAAAAUCUGGAAAAGUUAUUUCUCUGGCUGAGGCUGCGAAAGGAUCUAUUGUAUUUCAGAAGGGGAAGCCAUGCACAUGCCAAGCCCGCCGUCAUGGGUUGGUCAGCAAUUGUAUAUCUUGCGGAAAGAUAGUCUGUGAGCAGGAGGGCGAGGGGCCUUGCAAUUUUUGUGGUGCCCUUGUGCUGAGGGAGGGAAGCACAUAUGCUGGUUUGGAUGAAGGACUUAUGGUUUUAACCGAUGCUGAGGCAGCUGCAGAAGCAUAUGCUAAAAGGCUAGUUGAAUAUGACCGAAAUGCAGCAGCUCGUACAACGGUAAUAGAUGACCAGAGUGACUACUACGAGAUGGAAGGAAAUACCUGGCUCUCGAAUGAGGAGAAGGAACUUCUGAGAAAGAAAAGGGAGGAGAUAGAAGAAGCUGAACGAUCCAAGCGAAGUAAAGUAAUCAUGACCUUUGAUCUGCUCGGUCGCAAGGUACUUAUGAAUGAAGAUGAAGCUUCUGAAGAAAUGCAAAACAGUAUAUUACUUCGGCCGCAUGAAAAAGAAGAUAUCCGGAUCAAACCAAAUCCGCAUCUCAAAGUUCAACCAAUAUUCAUCGACCCAGGUCCUAGAAAAACUCCCAAGGAAAGAACUUUGAGCAAAGGCGUCAGCACCGGGUUGUGCUUGGAGAUAAGUGGGAGGGUACAGCAUGGACCAAAUGAACUAAAUGUUCUGUGA